Molecule: messenger RNA, 1265 nt
Organism: Ectocarpus sp. CCAP 1310/34
Lineage: Eukaryota; Phaeophyceae; Ectocarpales; Ectocarpaceae
Source: the annotation of a GenBank genome assembly
AUGCCUGCUGCUGCUGCUGCUGCUGUCGAAGGUCGACUCACGACUGCAACAUCAUCAUCACUCCGGCCCAGGUGUCGCCGACGACCACGACCAACAACAGCUCUAGCAGCAGAGGACAGUGAAACAGCACGAUCAGCAGAUAAUGGAUGGAAGGGAGGUUUGUUGGAGCUUGACGUGGUUGAAUAUCGCAGGGGGCCGGAUGACGAUUGCAGCUUGGAACUCGCGUCAUAUAUUGGAGAAGGGAAGCUGCAACCGCUGCUAACCCGGAAAGAGUCUGGCCCGAACCUGUUCUUCCACGACGAAGAGGCGCAGCCCGUGUCUUUGUCGGAUGGGUCGUGCCGCAUAGUGCGGGUGCUAGACGAGGUCUACUUCAGCCAACGCAUCGUGGAAGACAGGGUCAAGAACCCUCAUGGCGAAGAAGCUGAGGAUUGUUUCUUGCUGGAAGGGAUCGAUCCGGCUACCGUGAUUCGUGUGGAGCACAGCCAAGACUGACGAGUAACGCGGCGGGUACAUCGUCAUCCAACUUCUGUCGAUUUUAUUGCCGUGGACUAAAUUAGUAUGUGUUGCUGUUCGGAGCUUGGCGUAUGAUGUUUUUCAGGCGUUCGUUGGUCAAGACUCUUUCAUUGAUCAGUGAGUAUGGGUGGCGUGGCUUUUUUUCGCGGAUUGUACUGUAGCUUACGAGACCUCAUGGAGUGCAGCAGCAGCAGUGGCAGGCUGUUAGGUUUGUACUUCGAAGUAUAUGGUGGCGUGUUGAAAAGGAGGAAGCAACUAGCUGGUCCGAUGUUGUUGCUCAAGCCGGUGGUUAGGACAUCCAAGAUUUAGUGUGCAAGCUCGAAGCUUGAAGAUGAAAGUAUCGUGACGAAACUUUGAAACCUGCGUGGCGAAAACACGACCGACUUGCGAAGGGAUGGAUCGUGCAUGGCGCAUUACCCCCUCGGCAGGAGUGCGUGUUGCUGGCUGCUGUGUUCGGCAAGCAUUGCCGUUGGGUGUUGCUUGGCUUGAAACGUCAACGUGUGUUAGGCCCUGGACGUGAGGAAGUUUCAGGUUCUGUCAUUUCAUCUCCUCGAUGUAUUACACUUUGCUAGGAGGUGGGCAUGGCCUUGGAGGAAUCUUGCCGCUCUGCUGGCCCCAAUGCCUAAGGGAGUCAUGGAAUGUGCUCCUUGUAGCCAUGGCAGGAUAGAACAAGCGCGCAAACUGCGCUGAGAGCUUUCGGGUUCUGUGGCGAUGCAGAAAACACCCCAAUCCUGAGUGCAACGAAGACUUGA